AUGGUGCUGAUCCGGUCAUUCCUGCACUCUGGCGCUGCUCAGCGCGUACUACAAAGUGGCUCUUCUCGCUUCUUCUCUUCAGCAUUUGAAUCUGUAGCAUCUACUGCUACUGUCAAGUCCAAGGGACCUCCUUUUGCUCGGUACUUUUGGUACACGACGGCCAUUAUGUUGGGCAUUCCAGGGGCUAUUGGCGGCGUGUUUGUGUACAAUUUAAAGACAGACAGCGAGUUCUACAGCCACUUUAGCGACCGAUAUCCUGAUCUUAUUGAAGCUAUUAAUAAGCAUGUGUCAUUGAACGAAAAGCUACUGGAAUUGGCUAGUCGCGAUGACAUUGGACCCAUUGGCUCGACGGAAGAUUUAAUAAACGAGACGGUGACGGUAGUGGCAGAGCUACAGUCGCGUCAGAAGGUGCAGCUGGAGAUGUCUGGCUCGGCCACUCAGGAGGAAAUUGAAGCACUGGCGCUCAAGCAGUCGGCGCAUCCGGAGAAAGACCGGGUAGUUACUAUCACUUUUGUUGAGAAAGAUGAGGGUGAAAAGGACGGCAAUGUGUCGGUACCGACUGCACAGGAAGCUUGGCCGCCAGCUCCUCGUGUAACGUGGGGUAGUGCUGCUGCGCAGCUGAAAAAGAACAAGAAGCCGGUGAACUCUGAGAAGGAGUUACAACUGGAGAUUGAAGAGAUUUGCACCCAGCAGGUGGCGCUAGAGAAAUCCAAGUACGCAGGACGCGAUAUUGAUGAAGUGGACGAGGAAAUUGCGGCGCUCGAGAAACGCAAGAUCACGCUGAAGGAGCAGCUCCCACGCAAACGUUUCCUAUGGAUCUUCUAG
Peronospora farinosa is the source of this 825-nucleotide messenger RNA. Lineage: Eukaryota; Oomycota; Peronosporomycetes; Peronosporales; Peronosporaceae. The record is from the annotation of a GenBank genome assembly.